Messenger RNA from Pelobates cultripes (western spadefoot toad), 16336 nucleotides. Lineage: Eukaryota; Metazoa; Chordata; Amphibia; Anura; Pelobatidae. The record is from the annotation of a GenBank genome assembly.
GUGAUAAGAUAAUUGGAAUAUUCGUCACAAAUGUCAGUAGGGCGUGGAGCUAUAGAUGUUCUGGGUGUUUCCUCUCUCUCAUUCAGAGCUGAACAAUCCAAAGGAACAAAGUACAAAAUAGUAAGCCUUCAAAAACGUUUAACCUCUAUUUUUUAUGUAUUUCCUAUUUUCAGCUUGGUUUAUAUAUUUUACUGUUCCAAAUAGUCCCUUCUUUUCAUCCAGUUUUUAUUCCGCAUGACCUGGCGAAUAAUCAAGGUGUUUUAUCUUUUCAUGGAUUUAUUAUUACUUCUUUCUAAUUUUUUAAAAAUUUUUUGGUGACAAUCUUUAUUUAUUUUUUUCAUCACAAAACAAAUUUCUAUUUCUAACCAACUGCAUUUUAUGUAACUUAAUGAUACUCUGAUGCACAAUUUAGAAAAAAGAAAUCUAUAACUAAAAAAAAAAAAAAUGUCUGAUGCACAAUUUAGAAAAAACAUUUAGACAAAAAUUAUUUUUUUUAAUGACAUUAGUUCGGAACCUCCAACACUUGUUCAUUUGAUGGCUCGUCCGAAUUUCACCAAUGAAAAAUAUUCUGGAAAACAAUUUGGAGCAACAAAAGAGGGCAUGAAAAUGGACCAAUAAUAAUAUAGUUAUAAUAAUAUAAAAAUAUUAUGUAAAUAUUUUGCAGUACACCGAUAGGCACAUUUUCCUGCUAUUUGGCUCACGGAACAUUUAGUGGCUGUCCCUUAGACAUCAAUCAUCUCUUUUUUGGUGCCACAGGUAGAACUCUAAAGUUUACAAGUUACCACUGCUCUAUGAAAUAUACUCCUCUAAUAUUAACAAUUUCACUCCAAGUUCUUUUACAAACAUUUUCUCCAGAAUUUUGUAGGUUUUUUAAAUUAUUUUUUACAAUUAUCUGUGAAACUUAGCCUUUUAAUAUAUAAUGUCAACAUACUUAAUAUAUUACUAUACGACUGCAUUUGCAUUUUUCUUUCUUAGCAGUACCCGUAAUAAUGUUCAAUAAAGAACACUGCGGACGUACAUCGGAUCUAUGUACCUUUGAUUUGAUUAUAUCGCCAUCUAGGGUAUGAUUUGUUUCAUGCGGUGUCACGACUGGGUGUAUUCAAGCUUUAAUUUAGCAUUUAGGGCUAAUUUUCUGUUCUGCUCAUUGUUCAUAAACAGAUCCAGAAAUCCGUUUUCAGGCUUCUUAAAUGUGUUGCUAACAUUACACAAGAUUUACAAAGACACCAACAAGUAUAAAUUGUUUACUUUGUAAAUUGAAAUUAUAUUACUUUUAUGAUAUUUUUAUUUUAUGUUUGACAGAAAAUAAAUUACAAAAAUGCAAGUGAUAGGAGAGGAGACAAGAAAGGCUUAACUUAAUUAAGAUUACAAACUAGAGGAAAGUAUAAUGAAAUACAAGAAGAAUAGGUACGUGUCAGAAGGUGUGACACCUGUCUAGCUAACAUAUAAAAGGGAGUGCCGUCAGGAGAAUUAGAGUGAAGAGGUGAAAGGACAGGAGACUAACAGUGAAAAGAGACAGAACAGACUGGCUUAAAGCAAGAGAUUACUCCGAAAGGGGAUAAUCUUUCACAAAUUCUUCUUAGCGAUAUAAUUACUUGAUUGCUCUACUGUAUUCCCAGAUGAAGAAGUGAUCUAUUAAAGCACCGGAGGGUGAGUACUGUGCACAAUAUUCACAUUAGUGAAGACUAGAGGGAGGUCUGCUAGGACCAGUAGGGCAUUCCAGAGGAAUGGAGAUGUACUUGAGAACAAAUGAAGGUCACUAUCAGAACAGUGUGAUCAGGAAGGCGUUUAUUUUUUAAUCAGCAACCCAUAAAUCAGUUCAUUGGAUUGCAUUUUCACUCAAGCUAUACGUCCGAAUAUAUAUAUUUAAGUGAUAAUAAAAAAAAAAAAGAUAAUUAAAAAAACUAAAAUGUAAAAAAAGAAGUGAGAGAUAAAUCAGAAAAAGAAACAAGUAGGACAUGAAUAAUAUCCUACGUGAUUUUGAAAACUUACCCUAUUUUAACAGUUUCAGGACUUGCUGCACCACUGCACAUCGCAACAUUUUAAAGUGUAUAAAUCUCAAAGUGUAUAUCUUAAAAGUCGGGAAUAAACUCUGUGUACUAAAGAAAUAAAAUAUAUUCUCUAAACUGUGCAUUUUAAACUCCCCCCAAAAAAUAAACACUUAGAAAACUGGUGUGACGAGACCAAUCUCGCCACAUUGCAUUGGAGGAGCCUGGUUGCCCACCUGCUGCCUUUGGAUUAUGGACCGGCAGCUAAAGGGUUAAUUUUACUGUGCAGAAGGGUUUAUCUCUCCCUUUCUGCACAGCCGUUCGGUAGAUUCUAUCUACCGAACAAACAGACUUCUAUCAGCCUCCCCAGAGCCGUGGGAAGCCGGCCGGCGCCGUUAAUUGGCCACCCAGAAGCUGGAGUGCGCCCUCCAUUUACCUCCCUGAAGCCGCGGUUAACCGCGGCUUAACGAGCGUGUGCCGGCAAUUGACCACCCAGUAGCUGCGGUUAACCGCAGCUUAAUUGAUUGUUACUGGGUGGUCGCGGUUACACUUAGCCGCCACACAAUGGCGGUGUUCUGGAGCUCCCCGGGCAGCCAGCGCUUUUCUGCCCGGCUUUCCUGCACCAAACUCGGACACUUUUACGUGCAGGCACUGCUGAACCUCCAACCCCUGGUUCUAAUUCGUACGGAUUUAACGAAUGCAUGUAAAUUCGGUAUUUUAUGUUGGAGGAAUGUUUUAACCCAGAUAGCUAUGCCAUGGAGCCUGUUUGUGGAAUUAAAGACUUUGGCUCCAUGGCAAUUAAACUGUAUUCGUGUGGUCUGAGUGCCAUCCACCUAAUAAUGUGCACUCAGACCUGAGCUAUCUGGGGAUAUGUUACAUGUAUAUAUUUACUGUACCAUUUGUCCCAUUAUGUAUUUUAAAGUGAUAGUCUGUCUUUGUGUCCCCACAUGUGUAAUGGAGUUUUGCCUUUGUCCUGGGAGAUAAUUGAAUUACUUCUCCAAGGCAGAGGGGAGGAAGCCAGGAUGCAUCGUGGGGAUGUUUUACUUCUGUAUGUCUGUAAUUGGUACAUGUCUGUCUUUUGUUACAGUCUUCCAUCUGGUCCCCUAGGGGAGUGUCCACCAGGUGGGAGACCUGCAUAAAUACUGGGCAGGUAGCCCUCAUUAAACAGACCACUGCUUGACCCUCAACACAGAGCUCUGUCUUGUCUUUGGGGGGAUUUACUGUAUGCUGAUAGAGACUGAUUGCCAGGAGUGUAAGCCGCUUGGGUGCUUUUCCUGUUCGUCUGCUAGCAGCUAUUCGUGAGGUUCCAGUUCGAGUGUUUGGAGCAUUCCCUUGUAUGCAGAUCAAGUGUUUGGAGCAUUCCCUUGUAUGCAGUUCGAGUGUUUGGAGCAUUCCCUUGUAUGCAGUUCGGGUGUUUGGAGCAUUCCCUUGUAUGCAGUUCGGGUGUUUGGUGCAUUCACUUGUAUUCAAUUCGUGAGUUUUGGUGAUUCUACAGUAGCUGUGCCUGUCUCUGAAAGGGGAUUAUCGUCUAAGCGUUUUUUUUCCCUUUUGAGCAAAACGGUCCGUUACAACUGGUUUCUUCUUAGUUCAAUAACCUAAAACAAAAAAUGCCAGUGCAAAUAGUGCAGAACAGUAAGAUAAUAAGGUAUAAGGAAAGGCAGAUUAACUAUUAAAGCGACAAACUAAUUUAAAAUAAUACAAAAAUCAAGAAUGUGUACUGGCACUCUUCCAUUCAAAUAAGUGCUGGAUAUCUAGGUAGCCCACUCCAACUACCUCAAAACGUAUGUACAAAUAAGCUUAUGAUACAGCACUCAAACUGGCUUAAGAGAGAUAUUUACAAGUAUAUAUAAUUUAAAAUAAUAACCUUACAUUUUACGUGAUUUAAAAGCAUUGAAUAAUGCAUUACUAUGGGGAUAUCCUAAUGGGAGCGCAGCCAUUGGCGUGCAUGCGCAUUAGUUCUCCCCGAACGAGAAGGGGAGCCAGACCUGCGCCAGCACAGAGGUAUAUCAGCGCUGGAGCCAACUACGUGACAAUAGUUUUUUUUAUCCCCUUAAGACCGCAGGGCGUUCUAUGCCGUCCUUAUUUAGAUGGCCCUGCGAUCUUAUGUACUUACCCAGUCGCUGGCGUUCCCACGCCUGCGAUCCCGGUAUGGAGACUCACCUGGGAGCCCAGGGAGUCCCCCUCCGUCCUCUACAGCCCUCCUGGGCCAUGUGAUCGCGAGGUCCUUGCGAGGACCUCACGAUCACAUGGACGGCAUAGCAGUCCAAGGCAUUGCCAGCAGGGGGAGUGCCUGUAAUGACAGCUAGUCCCCCUGCUGUCUGAAAAUAGAAUAAACGUUAAUACAGUGUCAAAUUUAAUUAUAUAUACUUAGAUCAUAUAUAUUAUAUUUAUUAUAUGUAUGAUCUAAGUAUAUAUAUAUAUAUAUAUACACACACACACAUACAUACAUAUGUACACAUACACUGUCUAAGCGUAUUUUAAUAUUAAUAUAUAUAAUUAUAUAAACAUUAAUAUCAAAAUACACGUACAAUGAUAUUGAUUAAAUAUAUAUAUAUAAUUUUCAUUAUAUAUAUAUAUAUAUUUCUAUAUAAUAAAAAUAAAUAUGUAAAUACGUUAAAUAAAAUUAAAAAAACUAAUAAAAAAUAAAAAAUAUAUAUACAUGUGUAAUUUCGUUCUAACUGUAUUUUAAAAUUAAUAUAUAUAUAGAUAUCAAAAUACAUGUAGAACGAAAUAAUAUAUAUCUAUAUAAAUAAGUAUAUACGUAUAUAUCACUAUAUGUAUACCUAUAUAUAAAUAAAAAUCAUUUAAAAAAAUGAUAUACAUAUAUAUCUACACACAUAUAUACACACGUAUAUAUAUAUAUAUAUAUAUAUAUAUAUAUAUAUAUAUAAUAAUUCUACGUAUAUAUGUAUGUAAUAAUUUUACAUAAUUAGGUCAUUUUAUUAAUUACAAUUUGCAGGACCUGCCUGACAACCCAUGCCGAAAGUAAAGGGAAUUUAAUUUGCUAGCACUAUAUUUAACCCUGUAACUUUCCAAGACACCAUAAAACCUGUUCAUGAUUCACUGAACACAAAUAUUAGUGUUUCAAAAAAGUAAAAUGUAUUACAACGACAAUAUCGUCAGUGACAGUGACAUUUUUUGCAUUUUUCACACACUAAUGGCACUUACACUGACAAUAUAAUUGUUGUGAUACGUUUUACUGUUUUGAAACACUAAUAUUUGUGUUCAGCGAAGUCUCCCGAGUAUAACAGUACCCCUCAUGUACAGAUUUUAUGGUGUUUUCAAAAGUUACAGAGUCAAAUAUAAGGCUUGCGUUUCAGUUUUUUCACAUUAAAAUUCGCCAGGUUGGUUAUGUUGCCUAUGAGACCGUACGGUAGCCCAGGAAUGAAAAUUACCCCCAUGAUGGCAUACCAUUUGCGAAAGUAGACAACCCAGGGUAUUGCAAAUGGGGUAUGUGUAGUCUUUUUUAGUAGCCACUUAGUCACAAACACUGGCCAAAAUUGGGUUCAAAUUCGUUUUUUGUAUUUUCAAAUAUUAUCACUAAUUUUGGCCAGUGUUUGUGACCAAGUGGCUACUAAAAAAGACUGGACAUACCCCAUUUGCAAUACCUUGGGUUGUCUACUUUUGCAAAUGAUAUGCCAUCAUGGGGGUAAUUCUUAUUCCUGGGCUACCAUAUGGUCUCAAAGGCAACGUAACCAAUCUGGCGAAUUUCAAUGUGAAAAAAAUGAAAAAUGUAACAUGCCAUAUUUGACCCUGUAACUUCCCAAAACACCAUAAAACCUGUACAUAGGGGGUACUGUUUUACACGUGAGAUAUCGCUGCAAACAGUGGCGUACAUACCAGGGUCGCAGGGGUCGCGGCUGCGACUGGGCCCGGCCCACCAGGGGGCCCGGCCGCCCCUGCGACCCGGUAUGUAGCCACAGGGCCAGCAUCUUCCCCUGGGGAGCCCAGGAGCCGACCACCCCAGGGCCCCCCGAGGCUGGCCCUGCUGUCACCCGGCAGGCGGUCGGGCAGGCAGGCGCGUGAGGGAGCACUCGGUGCUUCCUCUUCAGCAACCUCGCGCACCGCACUGAUACCGGAGCCGGAAGAUGACGUCAUCUUCCGGCGCCGGCAUCCCUACGCGGCGCGCGAGGGAGCUGAAGAGGAAGCACUGAGUGCUCCCUCGCGCGCCCGCCUGCCUGCCCGACCGACCGACCGACCGGCCACUCGCCCAGGAGCCCAGCAGCAGCACCACUGGACCCCAGGGAAUCCCCCCAGCACUCCAAAAGGUAAGGAGGCUGGGGGGAUUAAAUAAAAUAAAAAACAUGUGUUAGUGAGUGUUAGAGUGAGUGUCUGCUAGUGAGUGUUAGUGUGAGUGUUAGUGUGUGUGUCUGCUAGUGAGUGUUAGUGUGAGUGCUAGUGUGUGUGAGUGUUAGUGAGUGCUAGUGUGUGUGAGUGUUAGUGAGUGCUAGUGAGUGUGAGUGUUAGUGUGUGUGAGUGUUAGAGUGAGUGUUAGUGUGUGUGUCUGCUAGUGAGUGUUAGUGUGAGUGUUAGAGUGAGUGUGAGUGUUAGUGUGUGUGUCUUACUGAGUGUGUGUGUUAGUGAGUCUGUUUGAUGUCUGUUAGUGAGUGCGUGUUUGUCAAUGAGAGUGUAUGUUUUGUAAGUGAGUGUGUAUGUAUGUCUGUCGCUGAGUGUGUCUCUGUUAGCUAGUGUGUAUGCGUUUGUGUGUGUGUGUCUUCAGCACUUACCUUUCUCCAGCGCCGGACUCCAUUGGCGCUGAGGAUCCCUCAGCCUCUCAGCUCCGAAUGCGACCGCGCACGCAUUCAAACCGCCCAUAAGAAAGCAUUACUCAAUGCUUUCCUAUGGACGUUCAGUGUGCUCCUCUAGCGGCUGUCAGUGAGACAGCUACUAGAGGCUGGAUUAACCCUCAUUGAAACAUAGCAGUUUCUCUGAAACUGCUAUGUUUUCAGCUGCAGGGUUAAAACUAGAGGGACCUGACACCCAGACAAUUUAAUUGAGCUAAAGUGAUCUGGGUGUCUGUAGUGGUCCUUUAAGUGUGUGUGCAUCUGCAUGCACUGGCGUACAUACCGAGGUCGCAGGGGUCGAAGCCCUGUAACCCCUGCGACCAGGUGCCCACCGCCAUGUGUUGCGGCCCGGCCCGCGCGCGGGGGGGGGGGCCCACUGAUCAAUUUUCGCACCGAGGCCCCAUGGGUCAUGUGUACGCCACUGGCUGCAAAUAUUUGUAUUUUAUUGCAGUAAAAGCAAACAAUAUUUUGACAUUCACAGUUAAAAUGUCACGUAGAAUUAACCCCUUCAGGACGGAGUCAAUAGUACACGUUCUGAUCAACAAAACGUAAACAAAACCUGGAAUUUGCGCUAUAUGUCUGUUCAACCGUUUUUCACCUCUUUCAUAUUAAAUGCACCCACACUUAUUAUAUAUCAUUUUAUUCAGGGGAAACAGGGCUUUAAUUUAUCAUUAACUAUUCAUAUAUGGAACAUAAUUUUUAUUAUGAAUAAAAUUUAAAACAAUUUGAGAAAAUAAGAUUUUUUUAAAAUUUGUAUUUCCGUCUGACAUUUUAGCUGUUAAUGUCAUAAUACUGUUAGGUUUUACUGCAAACAAAAAUGCACAUAUUUGUAAUCAGCGAUGUCUCACAAGUACAACAGUACCCCCAUUAACAGGUUUUAUGGUGUUUGGGAAAGUUACAGGGUCAAAUAUAGAACGUUCCAUUUUCAAAUUGAAAUUUGCCAGAUUAGUAAUGUUACCUUUGAGACAGUGUGGUAGCCCAGGAAUGAGAAUUACCCCCAUAGUGUCAUACCAUUUGAAAACGUAUACAAGCCAAGGUAUUGAAAGUGGGGUAUGUUUAGUCAUUUUUAGUAGCCACCUAGUCACAAACACUGGCCAAAGUUAGCGUUCAUAUUUGUUUUUGUGUGAAAAAAGCAAAAAACUAAUCUUUGGCCAGUGUUUGUGACUAAGUGGCUACUAAGAAAGACUGGACAUACCCCACUUGCAAUACCUCGGGUUCUCUACUUUUGCAAAUGGUAUGCCAUCAUGGGGGUAAUUCUCAUUCCUGGGCUACCAUAUGCUCUCAAAGGCAACAUAACCAAUCUGUCAAAUUUCAAUGUGAAAAAAAUGAAAUGCAAGCCUUAUAUGUGACUCUCUAACUUUCCAAAACACCAUAAAACCUGUACAUGGGGGGUACUGUUAUUCUCGGGAGACUUCACUAAACACAAAUAUUAGUGUUUUAACAGUAAAACAUAUUACAACAAUAAUAUAGUUCAUAAAAGUGCCGUUCGUUUGUAAAUAAUGCAAAAAACGUCACUUUUACUUAAAAUAUCAUCGUUGUAAUACAAUUUAUCCUUUUGAAACACUAAUAUUUGAGUUCAGCGAAGUGGGUGUUGUGUGUUUGUCAGGGUGCUGUUUGCGUGUGCGGGUGCUGGUGUUGUGUGUGGGUUUAGUGUGUUUGUGAGGAUGCUGUUAGUGUGCUGGGUGUGUGUGGGUGCUGUGUGUGCGCGAGGGUGAUGUAUGUGUGUGGGUGCUGUUGGUGGGCUGUGUCUGCUGUGUGUAGGUGCUGUGUGUCUGUGUGUGCUGUAUGUUUGGGUGGAGGUGGGGGCAGAUUAGUUAAUAUCCCAGUCCUGCUGCCUUUCCUGGUGGUUCAGUGGAAAGUGAACUCUAGCCCAGGUUCUCUGCUGCCUUCCUCCAUGCUGCUGUGGACCGGUGAGGUAGAACUUUGAUCUCCCCACCGGCCCAUGGAGGCUUAGACCAGAGCCGCCGCUCAGAUAGCGUCGGCUCUGCAUGAGCCGACCGGGGCGAUCCAGAGAUCUCCCCUGCCGGUCUCAAUCCCCUGCCGCGGGUAUUAGGGGGUGCCCAGGCACACCCCGUGCGCACGCCUAUGGAAGUGAGGGAUGGGGGUGACAGCCUACAUGAAGGAGCAGGAAGGUAAAGUAAGAAAAGGAGAAGGAACAGAAAUGAGCAGGAAGGGACAUCAAGGAGCAGAAAGGGGCAGCAAGGAGCUGGAAGGGACAGCAAGGAGCACAAAAGGUAAAGUAGGAGAAGAAGCACAAAGGAACAGAAAUGAACAGGAAGGGUCAGCAAGGAGCUGGAAGGUAAAGCAGCACAAAGGUAAAGUAGAAGGAGCAGAAAGGGUCAGAAAUGAGCUGGAAGGGGCAGAAGGAGCACAAAGGUAAAAUAGGAGAAUGAGCAGGAAGGGCCUGCAAGGAGCAGGAAGGAGCACAAAGGUAAAGGAGCAGAAAGAAUCAGAAGGAGCACAAAGGUAAAGUAGGAGAAGGAGCAGAAAGGGACAGCAAGGAGCACAAAGGUAAAGUAGAAAAGGGAGCAGAAAGGGUCUGCAAGGAGCAGAAAGGGAUCAGAAUGAGAAAGGAGCAGAAGGGCGCAAAAUAAGCAGAAAGUAGCAGAAAGGUAAAAGAGCAGAAGGGGCCAAGGAUAGAAAACAGUGUCAGAAGAAAAAAAAAAGACUGUCAAAUGAAGGAGAGGAAAAGGAGAUUGGAGCAGGAAGGACAAAUGAAGUGAACCCUCCACUUUAUUCUGGACACCACAUCAUAAGGCUUUGGUACCUGGGCCAGGCAGGGAAACGCUGGACCUUCUCAUCUCCAAAGGUAAAAAAUAUCAGUAUUAAUGUGUUCACUUUUUUUUUUUACUGAGUGUCAGGAAGCACAGAGUGCCGUUGGGUAGGGGUGUUGCUGAUUGGCUAGAGCGGUCAGCUGGCACUCUAAGCCAAUCAGUAGUUCCCCAUUCAGAAAAAAGUAAAACUAUUUUAUGAACCGGGAACUAGCGAUUGGCUUAGAGCGUCAACUGUCCACUCUAGCCAAUCAGCGGCACCUAUGCCUGACGUCAAUCUGCACUUCCUGACACUCUGUUUCAUAAGCCAAAUACCACUGAGCGACCUGGAGCUGGAGGAAGCCUUUGGGGUUAAACCAUUUGAGAGUGAUUUAACCCCUUAAAGGAAAGCGAGCACCCAGGGGCUUCCUGGCAUCAUAGCAUUUUCAUUUAGGUGAAGUUGUUAUGGUGACCAGAAUGGUCCUUUAAUUUGCUUAACCCCUUAAGGACCAAACUUCUGGAAUAAAAGGGAAUCCUGACAUGUCACACAUGUCAUGUGUCCUUAAGGGGUUAAAGGAACACUAUAGUGUCAGGAAUACAAACAUAUAUUCCUGACACCAUAGUUGUGAAAACACUAUUCACCCUGGCUUUAUGUGAUAAUGGCUACGCCCCUUCCCUUUCAUGACACUGUCAAAAAGGUACCAAGCAUGGAUGUUAUUACAAUUAUGCUUCCCCCCCAUCCCCCUGGAAAAAUUCCUGCUGACGCCCAUGCUGCCGGUCACUCCAAUCUAGCGCCCCCGGGCCGGUGUGCCCUAAGGCGGCCACUUGUGCCGCCUUAUGAACGCGUCGGCCCUGCCUGCAUGAAAUCAUUAAUAUCAUACACCCAAAGGAGAAGCGUUCCAGUGCUUUAGCCAAAAUUAUUUGAUAUUUCCCAUUGUUUUCAUUAAAGGUGUGUUGUUUAAAAAAGCGUAAAAGAAUAAAAGGAUUCACACACACUAAAAAUUACAGUAUGUAAAUAUACCACCUAUAACAGAUAUGGGUAUAAUCAUUACACCUGUAAAACAAAUAAAAUACACAUAGUGUUUUCCAUAUAAACAAAUACACAAUGUAUAAAAUAUAUGAGGAAUAAACUCACAAGGCUGGAGCCUAAUAGGCUCUGUGUAUAUCGCCCUUGGGUGCCUAUCCAGGCUCUCGAUAAACUUCCUGUGAAGAACUUGAUUUCCACGAAGAAAUAAAAAUGUGAAAUAUUUUUAUUUAAUAUAGAUAUCCAAUAGGGACAAGUAUGAGGCAAGUAUAAAUAAAAUAAGUAUAACACAGUAUCACAUCGCAAAUCUGGCCAAGGAUAAAAGCAGUGAAAAUACUAAAAUGUAUAUACAAUAUAAAAAUACCGCCAACAAGAAAAAGUCCCAAUAAAAGUCCAAAAUAGAGCAAACGCGUUUCAGCCCUCAAUGGGGCCUUCCUCAUAGGUUGAAGGAAAACCUAUAAAUCGGUAUUAUAAGAAAGGUUGAAGGAAAACCUAUAAAAUCGGUAUUAUAGGAAAGGUUGAAGGAAAACCUAUAAAUCGGUAUUAUAGGAAAGGUUGAAGGAAAACCUAUAAAAUCGGUAUUGUAGGUAAGGUUGAAGGAAAACCUAUAAAAUCGGUAUUAUAGGUAAGGUUGAAGGAAAACCUAUAAAUCGGUAUUAUAGGAAAGGUUGAAGGAAAACCUAUAAAAUCGGUAUUAUAGGAAAGGUUGAAGGAGAACCUAUAAAAUUGGUAUUAUAGGAAAGGUUGAAGGAAAACCUAUAAAAUCGGUAUUAUAGGUAAGGUUGAAGGAAAACCUAUAAAUCGGUAUUAUAGGAAAGGUUGAAGGAAAACCUAUAAAAUCGGUAUUAUAGGAAAGGUUGAAGGAAAACCUAUAAAAUUGGUAUUAUAGGAAAGGUUGAAGGAGAACCUAUAAAUCGGUAUUAUAGGUAAGGUUGAAGGAAAACCUAUAAAUCGGUAUUAUAGGAAAGGUUGAAGGAAAACCUAUAAAUCGGUAUUAUAGGAAAGGUUGAAGGAAAACCUAUAAAAUCGGUAUUAUAGGAAAGGUUGAAGGAAAACCUAUAAAAUCGGUAUUAUAGGAAAGGUUGAAGGAGAACCUAUAAAAUUGGUAUUAUAGGAAAGGUUGAAGGAAAACCUAUAAAAUCGGUAUUAUAGGAAAGGUUGAAGGAGAACCUAUAAAAUUGGUAUUAUAGGAAAGGUUGAAGGAAAACCUAUAAAUCGGUAUUAUAGGAAAGGUUGAAGGAAAACCUAUAAAUCGGUAUUAUAGGAAAGGUUGAAGGAAAACCUAUAAAUCGGUAUUAUAGGAAAGGUUGAAGGAGAACCUAUAAAUCGGUAUUAUAGGAAAGGUUGAAGGAGAACCUAUAAAUCGGUAUUAUAAGUAAGAUUGAAGGAGAACCUGUAAGUAGAGAUGUCGCGAACCGUCCGCGAACUUCUCACGAACGGUUCGCCACAAGCUGUUCGCGGCGAACUCCGGUCAGCUGACACGUCCCGGCCAAUUUCCAGCAGACCCUCCCUCCCAGACCCUCCUACUUCCUGGACAGCAUCCAUGUUGAAACGUGGAUGCUGUCCAGGAAGUAGGAGGGUCUGGGAGGGAGGGUCUGCUGGAGAUUGGCCGGGACGUGUCAGCUGACCGGAGUUCGCCACGAGCCGUUCGCGAGAAGUUCGCGGACGGUUCACGACAUCUCUACCUGUAAGCAGAAUUAUAAGCAAGGUUGAAGGAGAACCUAUAAAUCGGUAUUAUAAGUAAGGUUGAAGGAGAACCUGUAAGUGGAUUUAUAGGAAAGGUUGAAGGAGAACCUAUAAGCGGAAUUAUAGGUAAGUAGGAACAAGGUGAAAUAACAGAAAUAGAUGUUUAGGCAAUAUGCCCCAGACAGGUUGUUACAGUUAUAGUUAAAAGUAUAGGCUAUAUAGAAAGACAAGCAAAUUAGAACAGAACGGAAAGGUAUCAGAAUUCCAAAUAAAAUAGAAGUUUAGUGUAUCAGCCCCAUGUUGGAAGGAGCACUAAUAAAGCAGGUAAAUGACUCCUUGCAAUAUGAGUUAGUAUCGUAGUUCAGGUUGGUAUCAAAGCAGGUUGGUUGAGUAGAUCACGUUCGAAUAAAGCAGGUUGGUAUCACUAGCAGGUUGAUAGUGUAGUUCAGGUUGAUAAAAUAGGAUUGUUUGUAGAGUAUUUCAAGUUGAUAUAAAGAAGCUUGGCUGCAAAGAAAAUUGUUGUGUAGAUCAGCUUGGAAUAAAGAAGCUUGGUAGUGUAGAUAAUAAAGCAGGUAAGUUCAUAGGAGCCAGGAACACAAGUAUUUUCAGGUUGACUAUCAACUUUAAUGUAAAUUAUGAGCAGGGAGUAGCCAUUUGUAGGAUAAUUAAUUAGUCCAGUCAGGUGAAGAUGAGUGAAAGAAUGUUCAGACCUAGUGGUUAAGGAGGCCACUAGUGGCAAAACAUAGUUACUGCAGGUACAAAAUUAAAUGAAAUGACUAAAGUUCCGAAAUUAGAUUUUGGAUCCUGAAAGUCUGCAUGUAAUCCUAGAUUCCUUAAUUACAAAGUGUAAUUUACCUGCAUUAUCAAUGCGUCUUCCAAACAAGGAGGCUGAUUCUCUAAACAUCUUUUUUACUUACAAUUCUGAAACGGUUCUGUUUUGUUUUACUUGUCUCUCUAAAAGCAUAUACUUUUAACUAUAGGUUUUCUCUCUAUCUAAAUAUAUCUUGUUAAAUACCUGUCUGGGACAUAUUGCCUAAAUCUCUUUUUUCAGUUCUCCCAUUUUCUCUUACCUUCCUCUUUAUAAGUCCCUUCUUCCUCUUUGGCUUGCUAGGUAUACUAAAUUGUGUGUAACAAUGUCAAAAGUUACCAAUAAAGAACCAAACUUUAACCCUGGCAAUCGUCUCUUGCCUGACCUGCUUGAUACCAGGACAUCUAGUUUAGUUACGUUUUAGGGAUUUCCCCCAUUAAAAGUGUACCCUAGAUCUUAUCAUCUGGCUCACAAUUUCUCCCUUUCUCUUUAAUUUUAAGUUAAAUCAUAUAUUUAUAAAAUAAAGCUAUUUAAUACGGACUUGUCAUUUUUUUUCUCUUGGUUUUCAUUUCCUUAUGCCCCCCUGUAUUGUAUUGAUUAUACUCCUCUCCUUGACAGUUUAUAUUUAUUAUCUUUUAUUUUCUAAAUUUAUAUUUAUCAUCCUUACUUCUUUGUGCCAUACAUUAUCUGGGUGUAGCAGUUUUGUUCUUUUUACCAACUGAAACAGAACCUUACUUUAAGCACUGCCUCUACUUUUCCAUAUUUAUGAAAACUAUAGCACUGAGGAAUAAAUAAAACAGAUUCAGACAGAAGGAGCUAUAUAGAAGCAGAUUAGGUACAGUUUAUUUUUGUUGACAGUCGCUUUAAAACUACCAUAGUAAUAUUUAUCAUUUGCGCCUCCUUUUUUCCCUGAUUGCAGGAAUGAUAUGACCCAUUGAAUAAUCCUAUACUGUUUGAAUGCAGGAGCUGCGCUUACAUUUUUAGCAAACAUUUCAGUAUUAUUUCAGUAACUUUUAACUUCUGUCAUAGAAUUGUGUUCCUUUCCAGGCUGGUAAUCAUAACUAGACUAAAAAUGAUGGUGAAUAAGGCUUUAUUGACUAGAUUUCAUUCUGCAAAAUAGAUGAAAAUAAAAACGUUUAUACUCGAUUUGGGCAUGAAGUGGUUAGGGAGUUAAAAUGUAUUUAUUUUAUUUAUUAUUCUUAAGUAUCUUUAUUUGUAUAUAACCUCAAAGGAAAUGUUUCCAGUUCCAUAAAUAUUAUGUCUGAUAUAAACACUACAUGUUUUUCUCUACCUAAGUACAAUGUUUCUCACUUUUUUUUUUACAGAAUUACAAGCAUUAUCUUCACGCCAACAUGGUUAAAGACCGACGUUAUAGAUUAUGUAUUUUAUUGAUUUUCUUACCUGGACUGCUUUUUAUCUUUGGAAUGAAGACUAAUUUUAUGAACAAACGGUCAGUGACGCAAGAACACGAGAAAAGCAAUCCAUUUCCUGAACAAACCACAAUUGCAAAGCACCUUAAUUCAACCACUAGGCAUCCUUUGGCACCUCCAUACCCGUACCCCUACAGGUUUCUCAUCAAUUCGCAAGACAAAUGCUUAAACCGGAAGCCAUUCCUUGUGAUCUUAGUGAUUAGCGAUUGCCACGAUGUUGCAGCUCGCAAUGCCAUUCGUCAAACAUGGGGCAAUGAAAGUAAUUAUAUUAAUAUUGAUGUGGUCAAAGUUUUUCUGGUCGGGAUGUCUUCUAUUGCAUCUGGUAGAAUACAGACAAUGCUAGAAGAGGAGAGUGAGACUUUUGGUGACAUUAUUCAGCAGGACUUUCUUGACAAAUAUUACAAUUUAACGAUAAAAUCCCUAAUGGGCUUUCAGUGGGUGACACAAUUCUGUCCAAGUGCCAGGUAUGUGCUUAAAACAGACAGUGACACAUUUAUAAAUGUAGAAUAUCUUGUCCAUCAAAUCCUAUUUCCAGAGAAGCCAGUUCGUACUAACUAUUUUUCAGGGAAUAUAGUUGCUAAUACAGGACCUUUAAGAGGUAAAGCAUAUAAAUGGUACAUACCUGUGGAAGUCUAUCCUAAUGACACAUACCCUCCUUACUGCUCAGGACCCACGUAUGUCUUCUCAGUAGACAUGGCAAAGAAGAUCUAUGACAUUGCGCAAAUUAUAAAGGUAAUUCCCAUGGAAGAUUCUUUUAUGGGGAUUUGCUUAUAUCACAUGAACAUUCCACCAACUAAACCUCCAAAAAAUGUAUUUGUCGGGGGCAGGAUUGCAUACGAUCACUGCAAAUUUCAGAAACUUAUUACAGUUCACCACUAUCAGAAAGAAGAACUUAUUAACGUGUGGCAAGAUUUUUGGGGAAAUAAGACAUAUAAGUGUUAAGGCUGCCGAGUAAAGAAAAACACCAAAACAAUGAUAUAUAUAUAUAUAUAUAUAUAUUUAACAGUCUAUUAAUGUCCUAUGUAAUAUGUGCAUUCUUUGUUUAUGUAUUAAUAAGUAUUUAGCACAAUGAGAUUUUAUAUUUUUUUAUUGACCCCUUCCAGGUACCCUUUUAAUGUAAGGGAUUGUAGAGGCACAAUAAUCUCAUGUAACAAGCCCAAGGUCAUGUUCCAUAAAUACCUUGACAUAAGACCAAAGCAAUAUAAAAAAAAUAGAGUGGCACUCCAGUUUCUUCCCCAUAGUGACUCCAGACCAGGGUGGACCAUCCUUAGUAGAGCAAUAAUAAUGAAAUAAGUUGAGACGGACACAUACAGAUGGUGUUAGACAGGUUUAUUGGAAAACCUUUCCAUAUUUCGGCUCCCUCAGGAGAAAGGCUCCUGUGGGAGCCGAAACAUUGUAUGGAUUUACAAAGUUGCAUUCAAAUGUCAGAUGUCUUCUUGAAUCAACAAGCUUCUUACCCACUGUCACCAUCUCCGCACUUCCCUCUCCUCUCCUCAGGCCAGUGUCAUCAUACCUCCAUCCCAGUGUCAUCCUCUUCCCUGCUCCCCUCCGAAGUCUUACCCUCUCUCUCCCUACUACUAUCGGUGCACCUUCGGAAGUGAAAAGAGAGUCAGAGAAUGACACAAAGUUUCAUUCCUUGCUUAAAGAAUGUCUUAAUAUUGUUCUAAUUCUCUUAAACCGGUAGCUAAUAUAACUCAGAGAAGGAAGGGAUACACGUGCAUCAGUAUUCAGAAAUUGAAAGCUGUUUUAUUAAAAAACAAAACAAAAAAAAACCUCACUAAUCAAAAGCUUAUAUACUGAUAAUUAUACAAAUUUGUACAUUAAUUAGGCACAAUAUUAGUAGAUACCUGGUAAUAGUUAUGUGUGAAU